AUGGUCUUCUGGGUGCUUACGCUUCUCGUCUUCUGCGUUCUACUUUUCUCUCUCUACAAUCUGUCGCAAUGGUUUCACUAUAUCAACCGGAUUUCGUUCCUCUACAUCUGCAUUUUCCUACAUGCCAUCGAGUGUUGCAUCACACUAAUUCCUUCUCGGCUUUCCGGUAAUAUAUGUAUAUACCUAGUAUUCCACACGUUCAAAUAUUGGACAUUAUGGACCGGUGUGAACGUGGAGGUGCGCGGCUUUGACGAGCAUUUAGCACGGCUCGAGGGACCAGCGAUAAUCAGUGUUAUGGACGUGGUUGCGAUGACACGAGUCUGGCCAUCUCGUGGAACGGUAAUGAUGAAGAAAUCUUUCAAAUAUGUUCUAUUUUUUAACCUCUCUAGUAUACUAGCGAAUGCUGUCUUUGUCGAUCGUUUCAACCAUAGCAGAGCAAUGAAUGCAUUGAAUCGAUGUAGGCGUACAAAUCUCUUAAAGUUUCUUGUUUUACCGAUUAAUCGUCGAGAUGUCUGCCGUUUUAGGGUGGUUUUCCGGCCAUCCCGAUUGUUUUUUUCCAAUUAUCGACCAUUUUCCUCAAAAUCGGACAGAUAUUUCAAGUCAGAUGGCGAAGUCAUAGCGCAAGUGCUCAGACUUGUAAACACAAAGGAGGUGAGCAUUUAA
Messenger RNA from Angiostrongylus costaricensis, 663 nucleotides. The record is from the annotation of a GenBank genome assembly. NCBI's taxonomy places the organism in Eukaryota, Metazoa, Nematoda, Chromadorea, Rhabditida, Metastrongylidae.